AGAAAAGUCUAGCCCAUUUAUUACGUCAUAGACGCGCUCAGUCGCCGCGGGACCCCUUUUAAUUUAGCGACGCUGAAAAGUUUGCGCUUCUGUUUAAGUUAUCGGCGUUCACCUUCGUCUCUAUUUUGUACCGCAUUAGUACUUUCUGCAUAAAUGUGAAGUCGGUGUGGCGCUCGAAACCACAGUGACCAGGCAGGUGAGUUGUCAUUCAGGAGUUCAGGACGCAUAGGCCUACUUACAUCAUUAACCACACCAAUCUGAGGCAGUGGAGAAAGAUCACAUGCCCUAAGUGGCGGCUGAGAUGACACAGCCCCAUCACAUCGUCCGGGACCUUUUGUUGUUGGUUAUCUUAGGACUUACACCAACACAGCCAGCUUUGGGGGGGGACAAGACAGAAGUCUGCGGAGGUCGAGACUGUAAUGUCUGCCAGUGUUUCCCCAUCAAAGGAGACAUGGGGUCUCCUGGUCCCUUUGGUCAGCAGGGCCCCCAGGGGCCCCGAGGCUUACCUGGCACCCCAGGACUUCCAGGUGAGAAGGGUCAACGAGGAACCAUAGGAUUUCCUGGAGUGUCUGGCCGGAAAGGAGAUCAGGGCGUCAAAGGAUCUAGAGGCCAUGCUGGAUUAGACGGAGUGCCGGGUCAUCCGGGGCCAGGUGGGCUUCCUGGGUUUCCAGGGAAGGACGGUUGUAAUGGAACCAGAGGAAAUCGUGGGCUGGAUGGUGAGAUAGGACAGCCUGGCUUACCUGGACCUGUGGGACUACCUGGGAUAAAAGGAGCAAAAGGAGACACAUCUUAUAGACUAAUUUUCACGCCUGGAAAACCAGGUGUUGAUGGACUUCCAGGAGUGCGUGGCUCACAAGGAAUGGAGGGAGUCUUUGGCCUGCAAGGUCCACCAGGCCAAGUGGGAUCUGAGGGAUUUAUGGGCUUACCAGGUUUAACUGGUCCAAGAGGCCCACCGGGAGACCCAGGAAGAUCAUUGCCAGGACUGAUAGGAGAUGAGGGGGAUCAGGGUACGAAGGGGGAACCAGGACCUUUUGAAUAUGUGGAACCCAACCCAGAAGACUACAUCAAAGGAGAUAAGGGGGGAAAAGGUCAAAAAGGAAUUUGUGGAUUGCCUGGCCUGGAUGGUCCUGAAGGAACUCAGGCAGAAAAAGGAGAGAAAGGAAUUAUUGGUUUCUCUGGACCUAGAGGGCCACAUGGUUUUCCUGGUCGAAUGGGCUUUCAAGGACCUAAGGGGGAACGUGGGGAAAAUGGUCUCCCUGGUCUUUUUGGCAACCUAGGAACAAAGGGAUACGCAGGAGACCCCGGACCUAAAGGAAAGCAGGAGUACUAUUACAGAAAUGUGACAGGACUGCCUGGAGAUCCAGGGCUUCCUGGUGCAGAUGGACCACUGGGUGACAGAGGAAUAAUGGGUAUUCCUGGCCCCUCUGGCGAUCCAGGAACAUCUAUAAUAGGUGCUAUGGGUGAAUCUGGUUUGCAGGGUUUCCCUGGACUGAGAGGACAAAAAGGCGACCCAGGAAGAAUACAGUCUUCAUAUGUUUUUGAUUCUCCUGGGGAACCUGGGAAACGGGGCACUCCAGGGCCUAAAGGAGAACGAGGAAAUCCCGGCUCUCCCGGUUACUACUGCCUUCCUGGUAAGCGUGGGGAACCUGGAAAUGUCGGACAAAGAGGGCCUCUUGGAUUGUCAGGUGUCCAGGGGAGGAAAGGUCCUGAUGGUGCAUGUGCAUGUGACCCCCUUGGUGAUCUACCUGGCAGACCUGGCCCUCCAGGAUUGAUGGGUGACCCUGGUGAUCCUGGACGAAAGGGGUUCCCGGGUCCCAUUGGUGAUGUCGGUCCCCUUGGAGAGGGGGGUGCAGAGGGUGGAACGGGCCCCAGAGGCUUCACAGGUGUCAGAGGAAUUAAAGGAGAGAAGGGAGAUGUCAUGGUGUUAAGCACAAAGGGGGAGAAGGGGGACAGGGGACCUGUUGGUCCAUUCGGGCUACCAGGAUAUAACGGCAGAAAAGGGGCUGAUGGGAAGAUGGGCAUACCUGGAGAUCCUGGACCUCUGGGAGAUAAUGUUGUUGGACUGCUAGGUGAUAGGGGGUGUCAAGGAAGUGUUGGUGCGAAGGGCUUCAGAGGUCCAAUGGGACCUCCUGGCCCAUCUAUGAUGGGGGCCAUAGGGCGACGGGGGCAACAAGGAGACCCGGGGCCUGAGGGCCAAACAGGACCCUCUGGCCCCAAAGGGCUCCAAGGUGAAAUUCUGCCCUGUGGGACUAGCACUCCUGGGCCCCCUGGAUUCAAAGGACUGCCUGGUUUUUCAGGUGACAAAGGGAAGGUUGGAAAUCCAGGAUGCAGAGGGCAAGUUGGACCAACUGGUCCCAAGGGAGAGAAAGGUGACACUGGAGAUUAUGGAUGUAGUGGACUCAAAGGUCCAGAUGGAUAUGUAGGAGAUCCAGGUGACACUGGCUCUGACGGCAACAGUUUAGAUGGUCCACCUGGCAUGCCUGGUAACCGUGGACCAGAUGGUCUUAAGGGGUCUUUUGGAGAUGGGGUUGUCGGGGCCCCAGGACCAAUGGGACCCUCUGGGCUUCAGGGAAGCCAGGGCCCUAAAGGUGUCCCCGGACCCCCUGGACCAACUGGAUUGCAAGGUGCAUUUGGAAUUCCUGGAUUUCCUGGUAGAAAAGGGGAAAAGGCUGCAGAUGGUAUGCCAGGGCCACCUGGUUGCCCUGGUAGGAGACCAGACCGGUGUGAUAGAGGAGAACCUGGUCUGCCUGGUCUGUCAGGACCACCUGGCUUCACUGGACAGCGAGGCCGUCCUGGAGAGAAAGGAUCACUUGGGGAGCUAGGACUUCCAGGCAUAGGACCCAAAGGAGACCCUGGUAAGCCUGGUAUCCCUGGCAAUCAAGGGUUUCCUGGCCUUCAGGGGCCUCCAGGGCCCAGAGGGGAUAAUGGAAUACCUGGAUUUAAUGGACUAAAGGGUUUACCUGGAUUACCUGGACUAGAUGGCUGUGUUGGCAGCUCAGGGCGGACUGGACCUCAAGGUGUGCUUGGUCUGAAAGGCAUUAGGGGGCUUGAUGGGCGUCCAGGUUUCCCAGGAGAAAAUGGAUUCAAGGGCCAGAAAGGAUGUAUUGGGCCUCAAGGACCUCCAGGAGACACAAUUUCAGUCCCAGUGAAAGGCCAGAUGGGGCCACCUGGAUCUCAGGGGGAUACUGGUUUCUCUGGAGCAAGGGGUAAUAAGGGAACACAAGGCCCUCCUGGCCAGCCAGGUUACCCUGGACUAAAUGGGCCCCCAGGGUUUGAAAGUGGUAGUCGUGGACCCCCAGGUACCCCUGGACAGCCAGGUGAGCCUGGAACACGUGGGCAGCCUGGGCCAAAGGGCAUUGUGGGAUUAUGUGGAGACAGCGGUGAUCCAGGUGACCCUGGAUUGACUGGUAUGUCUGGAACCCCUGGUUUCCCUGGAUUUGAUGGUCUUAAAGGUGAUAAAGGUGAAUCUAUUGUUAUGCCGGGCCAAACAGGUGCUAGAGGGCUGUCUGGUGAAAAUGGCUUAUCAGCUCUGCCAGGUGAUAAGGGAGACAUGGGUGACCCCGGCCCUCAAGGACCGAAUGGACCCUUUGGCCUGCCUGGUCCACCUGGGAGCACUGGUCUAAGUGGGCCUCAAGGAGUUGUUGGGCCCCCAGGUCCAUGUGGAAAGCAUGGUCCAGAAGGCCCUCCUGGCCCCACUGGUCCACCAGGCUCUAAAGGAAACAUAGGAUGCACUGGACUUAGAGGGCCUCCGGGGCCCCCAGGCCUCCAUGGACUGGAUGGCCUAAAGGGCGUCAAGGGUGAAAUGGGGUCACGGGAUCUGAGUUUAAAAGGUGAUGGAGGAGCUCAAGGACUGCCAGGAGAGAAGGGCAUUCAAGGAGACCCAGGGUUGCAAGGAACAUCACAAACAGGUCUUCGAGGGCCAAAAGGACAGCAGGGUUCACAAGGAGACCCUGGUUUGAUCGGUCCUCAAGGACUUCGUGGUGCAGACUGUAAGGAUGGUAAACUUGGACAAUAUGGAGAACAGGGUUACCCUGGCCCAGAUGGACCACCAGGCCCAAUGGGAGAGGUGGGAGAACCAGGCACUAUAUUCAGACUUAGUGGUGAUGAUGGCGAGAAAGGUCAGCCUGGGUUACCAGGAUAUAAAGGAGAAAAAGGGUACCCUGGACUCAAUGGCCCACCUGGAUAUCAGGGCCCGGAAGGCCCAAAAGGUGAAAGAGGACAACAUGGAUCCAUGGGCCUUCCAGGUCCCUUUGGCUCCAUGGGCGAAUGUGGCCCCCAAGGACCCAGUGGUGCUAAAGGAGAGAAAGGAGAUCAAGGUCAGAAAGGAGACCCUGGUAUUGUCAGACCUGCUAAUAUACCCUGUAGCCCUCCACAAGGCCCCACUGUUGCUCGUGGCCCCACUGGCUUGAUUGGAAUUGAGGGUGUGGCUGGACCCAGUGGAAGAGAGGGUCCAAAAGGUAUGAAGGGACCAAUAGGAGCUGUUGGAUUUCCUGGACUACCCGGGCCACAAGCAUUAGAUGGACCUCCUGGAAACCCUGGAGAUGAUGGCCUGAGAGGACCCCCAGGCUUUGAGGGAUCCCAGGGACCUCCUGGUGAACAGGGUGCUCCUGGAACUGGUGAGAAGUUUACUUCUGGAUUCCUUUUGGUGAUGCACAGCCAGUCUGAAGCAGUGCCUGCUUGUCCCCAGGGCCUGACCAAGCUAUGGGAGGGCUACAGCCUGCUUUAUUUAGAGGGUCAAGAGAGAGCACACACACAAGACCUAGGUCAAGCAGGUUCAUGUUUGCGUAUGUUCAGCACCAUGCCAUUCUCCUGCUGUAAUACUGAGACUUGCGACUACGCUAACCGCAAUGACAAAUCUUAUUGGCUGUCUACCACUGCCUCGAUUCCUAUGAUGCCUCUGGUGGGGCCAGAAAUUCAGCCACACAUCAGCAGGUGUGUGGUGUGUGAAGCUCCAUCACCAGCCAUUGCAAUACACAGUCAAGACACAUCUACACCACAGUGUCCACCCACAUGGAGAAGUCUUUGGACUGGAUAUUCAUUCCUGAUGCACACAGGAUCAGGGGACGAGGGAGGGGGGCAGUCUCUGACGUCAACAGGAAGCUGCUUGCGGGACUUUCGCAGUCAGCCGUUCGUGGAGUGUCAAGGGCCACGUGGCACGUGCCAUUAUUUUGCCACCAUCUACAGCUUCUGGCUGACUAGAGUGAGCGAGCUGCACUUUAACCCGAGCCCUCACAGUACUGUACUAAACAGCGAACAGGAGCAGCGCAGCAGCAUCAGCCACUGCAACGUUUGCAUGAGGGAGUGAUUUCAUCACAAGUCUCUCAUGUUUCCUAGAAAACUGCACUGAGAAUGCACAAGAGUAGGUCAUCAGAUUGGUAGUCAAUGAAGAUGCUUUUGGUCUCUUUUGUGGAGAAGGAAAACAAUUACUUAAUUUUGACCGUUUUUGUUGAACUACAGGCUGUGAGCUUUGCUGAAGUUUUUCCUGCAGUCACUGGAUGUAUUCCCACAGAGCUCUUUCAAACAUAUUCUUCUUUAAAGGAAAAGUUCACCCAAAAAUGAAAAUUCUAUCAUCAUUUACUCACCCUCAUGACUUAAACCCAUAUGACUGUUUUUGUCUAUUUUUAUGCUUCAAAAAGGAUGCAAACGUGUUAAAAAUGUAGUUUAUGCAACUCAUGCAUGAAUUACCAAAUCUUCUGAAGGCAUUGAUUUUAGUGAGAAACAAUACAAACAUUUUGUUUACUUGUUCAGAUUGACUUGCAUGGUCACACUAGAACUUGUAUUGUUUAAUGUAAAAAAAAAAAAAGUCAUACAGGCUUGGAACAAAAUGAGAGUAAGUAAAUUAUUACAGAAUUUUCAAUUUAUGACUGAACUGUUCCUUUAAGUCUUUGCAUAAAUUACAUUUUGUGUCAUUAUAUUUGGUGCUAGUGAAAAUGAAACAAUUUGCACAAAUUCCUAUGUUAAUUUCCCCCUCUCUCACUGCAACAACAAAUACUUAUUUCACCUACAUUUUGCCUGUAAACAUCAAACAUCAGCGUAAUCUUGUAAUGGUAGUUUUUGUAUAUGGCGCAAUUUUUAACCAAAAUGAAGCUUGAAUACUAAACUUGGACAUUAGCGUUACUAUACUUUUUCUUUUACGGCGUUCACUCUGAUAGCAGUUUGUAGUGACAGAGAAGUUUCAGGUGACAUGAGCGAUGAUCUUUGAUUUUUAAUGGGAAUGACAACAAGGUUGUGAGGGAAAGACUUACUAUCUCUUCAAUGGCACGAAUGGUAUAAAGCUGUAUAAAGCUCAGAGAUUGCAUCUGAUUUUCCACAACUCAUGUUGUCUGGAGUUCUUUGUAUACUGAAUGUCCUUGGACAGAUAUUUUAUCAAUGUUUUUUCUGCAGAACAAUCCAAAAACAAUUUAAACUUUAGUAAAGCCCAUUGAAGAGACUGUAAGUCUAUCCGUCACAGCCUCGUUGUCAUUCUAAUAAAAAAUAAAAUGUGGCGCUAGCGUGAACAAGGUCAAGUAGAGUAGAGUUAAACUUUAUGCAAAAAUGCUCUAUUUCUUUUUUCAAGCAGUAUUAGUGUUUCUCUCGAAAUGAAUUAAGGAACUAUGGAAUUAAACUUUCAACAAAAAACCUCAAGUUUGUAAGACCAAAGGAAACACAUUUUCUUGUGGACAUAGACUGCAUUUGCAAGGUGGUUUGAUUGGUUGAUUGGUUUUAGGGUAUUCGGGACUUGAAGGAAUAUUCCGUUUUAGAUUAGUCGACAGAAUUUUCGGCAUAAAUAAUUACCAUAAAAAUGUAUUUAGUCUCAUCCCUCCCUUUUUUCUGGGUUACAGUGAGGCACUUACAUUGGAAGUCAAUGGGGCCAAUCCAUAAACAUUAAAAUACUCACCGUUUCAAAAGAAUAGCCACAAGAUGUAAACAAUAUCCAUGUUAACAUGAUUUUAGUGUGAUACAAUUGCUUGCUAAGCUUUACUGUGUAAAGUUAUGUAUAAUUUUACAACUUCGUUACCAUGAAGAUAUAAUGUCAACAUACACUAAAGCCCUCAAAUGACUGUAAAAUGACUAUUUAAACAACUUUAAAGCUCAAAUGACACACAUGUUUUAACAGGAGAAUUAAUCAAGUGCUUUUGUAAAAUUAUAAGCUUCAUGUUUCUGCCUUUAAACCCUCUUAAAAAUUGGCCCUAUUCACUUCCAUUGUAAUUGACCUCAAUGCAACCUAAAUUUUUGCUUUAUUUUCAAAUGCUGUCGAUUGAGCUUAACUUGUAUAAAACCUUGUAUUGAAUCUUUAAGUAGGUAGACGUUAAUCAUAAUACUUCAUAUUACUCUCUACGUGGUUUCUAUAAGAAAGUUUUGUUUGAUGUGUCUUCUCUUCUGUUUUUGUGAAAGGUGCCAUUUAGUUUCCCAGUCAUCAUUACUGAACACUUGAGAAUCUUCACUGCCUAGUUUUACUUUUGUUUUUUUAAAAAUUGAUGGCGCUCAUUGUCUAAACUAACUCAAGCCAUUAAAAGGAAGCCAACACCCUCAGUAUUCAAUUGUUCAUAUCCUCGUAACAUGGAGGCAUGAGUCCUGUUUUGAGCAUGGUAUAUUAUUUUGUAUGUAUAUAUGAUUGCACUGUUGAACAUACAGCUUUGCUUUAUACUUUUUUCUAAAUGUCAAAAGUAUUUAUUUAGCUAGAGACUAUUUUGGUGCUAUUUUUGAAUGGAAAAACAAACUUCACAGCAAAUGGAAAAGCUUUUUCCUUUCUUAAAAGAAGUUAUUAUCCUUUUUUUCUUUAUUUUCUCUCUUUUUUUUUAUAAUGUUGCCGGCAACUUAGAAAUGCAUUUCAUUGUGGCAUUUAGGAGUUGUGUGUCUCUCUAGUACUGUACUCUUAGACAUGAACAUGGAAGUACACCCACGACAAGGACAACAAACAUUUUUAAAACACUUGUAUAUAACCAUUCUUUUACUACGUCUUUGCAUUUAACAUUGAGCGAUCAGGUUCAAUUCUUAUGGUGUAUUAAAUGUCUAAUAAAAGUUCUGCUCUUUGUAAUAACUUGCAAUAAAAUA
Xyrauchen texanus (razorback sucker) is the source of this 8034-nucleotide messenger RNA. RefSeq names its product collagen, type IV, alpha 4 (gene col4a4). Lineage: Eukaryota; Metazoa; Chordata; Actinopteri; Cypriniformes; Catostomidae. The transcript is spliced from 48 exons. Gene Ontology annotation, cellular component: collagen trimer. The coding region runs from base 302 to 5305 and encodes 1667 amino acids. Gene Ontology annotation, molecular function: extracellular matrix structural constituent. The record is from RefSeq and is a predicted model, not a curated record.